AUGAAAUCUGAUGUAGAUACACAUUCCACUGAUUUUGAUAAAUUAAAAUCUAAUAAUAAUGUUGACAAUUCUUUGAUUUCUAGUAAUAAUACUAUUAAAAAUGUCUACAAUGUAACCAAUGAUGAAACUAAUGAUCUAUUAACUGAUAUUGCUCGUGUUGCAUUCGAUCGUAGUCAUUCCACACCAUGUAAAACUGUUAUUAACAAUGACGAUAAAUUAUUACAACAACAACAGCAAAUAAACACUUCAACGAAUGGUCAUUAUUAUCUAAAUAAGAAAUAUUCUAAAUUAGACGUUGAUAGUAACCCUGUUAAUCAAUCUACUGCAACGAAAGAAGUAACUACAAUAUCUGACACCACUACUAAUGCUAUUGUUGACGAUGAUAUCCAAUCAUUUAAGCGUAGCUCCCUAUAUGUCACAUUUAAUAAGCGCCCAACUCCUUGUCUUUCAAGUAAACUGCCAUCGAUUGGCAGUCUGUCACAACCAAAUAAUCCAUUAAAGCGUCUUGGAACAAAGUCACCUCGAGUGAAUUCUGUCACUAAUGUUAAUCUUUCACAAGUUACUCUGCCUUCAUUACGAUCAGAGUUUGAAAAGCGUAAACGUUCAAUGUCCACUGUGACUGCUGCAGAUGUAGAUCAAAUUUCAAAAAUCCAUGAUGAUUUACCUCUAGGAACGAAAACUUGGAAAGAUUCUGGGGCAGCACGUUCUCAUGCACAUAAAAUUAAUGAUGCUGUUAACACUGAAGACAAUAUCAUUUCAUCUAGUAGUACUAAAUCUGAUCAAGAGGCUACAAUGAUUGGACGUGCAGCAGCUUUAAGACUAUCAUUAGACCAACGAAGACGAGCUAUUGAAGUAUCCAGACAACGUGAACGUCUAGCUAACACCAAAGCUGCUGCUGAAAGAAAUAAUGCAGCAUUUGUUAAACUUCUUCAAAAACAGUUCCAUCAGCGUCAAAGUAUUUCAAGUGGACAGUCUCAAUUAUCGAAUGGUGGUACAGUAUCGGAGAAUGAAAAUUCAUCUAGUUCUUUGCCUAUCAAAUUAAAAGAAUCAGAAAAAUACAAUUUUAGUUGCAUCGAUUCAGAAGGUGCUCAUUUCACAACGGAUAAAGAUGAAAUGACAGUAUCUGGUUCUAAUGUUGAACAUGCUACAGACUUAGAUGAAGAUUUCUCAAUGAAUUCUUCAUCCACAAUGCCAAAUAUUAGUGAGCCUUUACAAGAUUCUACUGUACUUAUGGAAACCAGUGAUACGAUUGGAUUGGCUGAAAAUACCACUAACAUAUUCGCAAAUGAUUCAAAAACAUCAAUCCCUCCUUGUUCUAAAUCUCCACAGAUAUAUCACGAUAGAACUCAGUCGAAUGAUCAUUCUGAUCUGACUGUCGAGCCUACUACUGCUCAUAUAAACAAUCAUUGUGAUCCGCCUUAUCAGGAAUUCGACCAAAAUGCAUCUGUAACAAAUCGGCGAUCGGGUAGUGGAGAAUCAAACUAUGCUACAUCUAAUGUUUCUUAUCCUCAUAUGAUCACUUUAGAUCCAUCCAAACCUUAUCAAACAUUACCUCAUCAGCAUAAACGUGAUUCUAAAAGACCAAAGUCUAGAUUUAGUGAAAGAGAGUCUACUCCUCAACCUGAGUUAUUUACAGAAGUUAAUUAUCACUAUGCUCCUCCUCAAUAUUCUCAAACUCAUAAAGGGUCGAGACAGCGAAGUUAUGCAGAUAAAACGUAUCCAGGAUUUCUGGCAUCAUCAGCUAGUGAUUAUAAUGAACAUGGUUUUGUUUUAGUUGAUUCAUUUCAUGGUGUUCAGUCUCCUUCUUUUAGACAUCGCCAUACCAACCAUAAAAACUAUCCUUAUGAUAUUCCUUCACAAAGUCCUGUUGAUGAGCGAGCACUUCCCCACAAACAUAUAUCUCAACGGUAUCAUCGCUCUCAUAAUGUCCCGAAUCAAAUGAUGCUCAGCAGCAGUUAUCGUGAAUGUAGCUCAAAUGAAGCAAGUUCAGAAACGGAUGAUGAUGACGAAGAUGAUUACUCCACCCGAACAUAUGAUGAUCAUUCUUACCCAUAUAUCAAUCGAAUGUCUUAUUCUGGUCGAUUCUCUCAUCGAUCAUUAUCUAGAUUGCCGAAAUCCCAUUCAAAAAACAGAUAUAGAUCGAAUGGUCGUAAAUCAUCAGAAUAUGGAUAUGAAUUAGGUGAAUCAGAGAGUAGAACUCAUUCUCCAGCUCCUUCUUACGCUUCAUCUCGCGGAGUAGUCAGUUCACGUGGACAUAAAGUUGAUAUAAAUUCAAUAGGUGGUGGAAAUAAUCGCCCAUCUGUUACAUCUGUUGUUGAUCCCGUUACAUUAGAUCAAAUUAAUCGGAAUAUGUCUGAUUUACGUUCGGAUUUUGAACGUCUUUCUAUGCAACAACAGGUGCUGUUAGCUUCAUCAUCUGCGACAACAGCAGCUGCUUUAAUGGCAAGUAGUUUUCAACAGCAACACCAACAAUAUCAACCACAACAAUCAUCAUCAACACCACUGACAAUAAGUCAAUUAUCUCAUACACAAGCAUUAUCCACAUCCAUAUCUAAUAUAUCUACAACACGUGCUACAUGGAGUGAUAGACCUAUUGUUCGUGAUUUAAUUGUACAACAUAAUGUACAUUCAUCAACAGAUAAUAAUCAUUCAGUAACAGUAGAUGAUUUCGUUGAACAUAAUCAAAUUAAUACAGAUGAACCAGUUGUUAUUAAAGCUGAUAGUCAUAAUAUGGUUGCUUUCAAUGAACCUUCCUACAGUGGUAAACCUCAAGAGUGUUCAAUGUCUGCUAAUAAUGUUACCGACUUAUCGAACUCAUCAACUGCACCAUUAAAUCCUUCACCUGUAGAAAAUAGUCAGAAACAUAUGAAGUCUCCUGUAGUCAAAGCCCCAAAUGUCAAUCCAGAAGGAAAACUUUUCUUUAUUGGCUUCGAAGAACCAGAUCCAGAGCGAAUGCAGCGUACCAAGGAUAGAUUAGAAGCUCGUCGAGCUACAGAGAGAGCUAUGGUUGCUGAACAACUGGAAGCAUUACGUACUACUGGCCGUAAAGAGAAAGAAGCAGCUGACCGUGCACAAUUUGAACGGAAACUAAAUGAGAAAGAAAGACGUGAAGCUGUACUACAAGCACAUUUAUCCAAGAAAGAAGCUGCUUUAUCACCAAGUUGUCGCACUACUAAUAAUAGUAAUAAUCCAUACCCUGUAAGGUCUGGUUCAUCAACACUUUCUAAAUCUGAAGCUAAUUUAUCUUCAACUGUUCCUAAACAUAGUUCAACUAAACGAUUAUCCGCUACUCCUAAACGUGACAGAAAUGGAUUGGUCGCUGCUUCAUUGGACGACUUUCCAUCAUCAAAACCUAAUUCUCGUUUGAAUUCUGCUAAAUCUAAACCACAUCCAUCGGCCAUUACACGUGGUAGUGGUGAUGGUGAAGCUGUGGAACCAAAUACUGAACCUGACUGUGAUAGCUCUUCUUUCCGUGAGACAAAAGCUCGUGUAACUCAUAAUCGUCCUGUCAAUGGUAGGUCUGUUGUUAAUAAUCUGGCUGGUCGUAAUCCACUUCCUCCUGGAAUUAGUUUGUCAUCAUUACAUCGACUUGGCGCUUUAGAAUCUCCAUCUAGUGGCCCUGGUGUACCCGUUCAAUGUUUAAAUCAGCCACGUUUAUUUGUGAAACCCAAAGCGAAAUCCAAUCGAACUGUAGUAGUUAAUGCAAUUAGUCACUGUUGUUUAGCUGGAACUGUCAAUGAACCAACCAAACAGCUUGCUCUUAAAGAGUUGGCUGCCACUGAAGGUACACAUUUUAUGAUAUUGUUUCGUGAUUCUCGAUGUCAGUAUCGAGCUGUGUAUUCCUUCGAUUUAGAAUCAGAAGAAUUAAAAAUUAUUUGUGGCAAUGGGCCAAGACGAAUUACACACGAAAUGGUCAAUCGAUUUUUUAAAUAUAAUAGUGGUUCAAAACAGUUCACUGAAAUCACUUCUACAAAACAUUUAAGUCCUGUUGUAGACGCUAUAACAAUUCAUGAUGCUCUGUGGAGUAAAUCAUCCGGUGGCGGUACACAUACAAUUUUAUCAAGUCAUUGUACCUGA
Schistosoma guineensis is the source of this 4077-nucleotide messenger RNA. NCBI's taxonomy places the organism in Eukaryota, Metazoa, Platyhelminthes, Trematoda, Strigeidida, Schistosomatidae. The record is from the annotation of a GenBank genome assembly.